GCUGAGAAUGAAAGGACAGAGAAGGAAAGGGUGAGAGAGAGGAAUGGAUGGAACCUCGUAAAAAAUGGUUUGAAAACAGCUUUGGCCAAAGCAGACCAGGAGAGGAAUCAGACCCUAGUUGGCUGGAAGGAGGACAAGGGGAGAUGGGCCAAGGCCAAGGCUGGCCUACAAAGCCUCUUGGAUCAACGGGGGGAAAGGUGGAUGAAGGAAAAGGAGGAGAUUAAGAGCAGGAGCACGCAGGCAGCGGAGGAGUGGAUGAUUGAGCUGAGAGAAAAGGAGAGAGCGAUAGAGGCUCUGGAAAGAGAAAAGAAGAGGAUUCUGUGCCUGCAUGGACAAGAGAAGAAGGGAUGGGAGAUGGAAAAGGGAGAGAUGGAAAAGGAGAGGUUGGAGUUUACAGGGGAGCGGGAGAGAAAGAGUACUGAAAUUGAGAAAAUGCAAAGGCUAAAAGAGAGAUGGGCAAUAGAGAAGAGAGAUAUUGUGGAGCGGACGAAGGAGGCACACGUAAAGCUGUACCACAUGCAGACUGUCCUGAGGUUCAGAGAGCAAGAGCAGGCACAGAUGGAAAUGGAAAUUGCCCAGAUAGUCAGGGCAAAGCAGGAGAAAAAGGAGAGGAAAGAAAGAGAGAUUUUGGAGAAGAACAAAGUGAAAGAGCUGCUCAGAGCAAGAAAAGCAGCUAGUAAGGAAGAAGUCAGGAAGAAUAAGGAGAGGGUGAAAGCCCACCUAGACGAGGUGGCAAGGAUCUAUAACGAAAAGAAACAGAGGGAGAAAGAAAGAGAAAAGCUGUUGAAAAAGUCAUUUGGCAAAGAAAAUCCCAUGGCGUACGUCCCAGACCGCAUACUGAAUAAGAUGUAAGAACGCAACGCAGAUUGAAGAGUAAAUAUUGUCAGCUGGCAUUGGUCAAAAGUGAAUUUCUAUAUUUUUUC
Molecule: messenger RNA, 923 nt
Organism: Salmo salar (Atlantic salmon)
Lineage: Eukaryota; Metazoa; Chordata; Actinopteri; Salmoniformes; Salmonidae
Source: RefSeq, a predicted model, not a curated record